Messenger RNA from Heterobasidion irregulare TC 32-1, 1836 nucleotides. RefSeq names its product major facilitator superfamily. Gene Ontology annotation, cellular component: plasma membrane. Lineage: Eukaryota; Fungi; Basidiomycota; Agaricomycetes; Russulales; Bondarzewiaceae. Gene Ontology annotation, molecular function: secondary active monocarboxylate transmembrane transporter activity. The transcript is spliced from 7 exons. Gene Ontology annotation, biological process: plasma membrane lactate transport. The record is from RefSeq and is a predicted model, not a curated record. The coding region runs from base 19 to 1518 and encodes 499 amino acids.
CCCCUCUCCUCCCUCCCAAUGGCUCCCUACUUCCUCCGCAACCUCCUCCCGCGCCCAGAGACACGCAAGGAAGGAAAACCCCUCCUCGAUGUCCUUGCCUCUCUCACUUGGGUCCAGUGGGCCAUGUUCUGGUCAGGCUGGCUUGCGUGGUCGUGCGACGCCAUCGAUUUCUUCUCCGUCUCUCUUAGCGUUGGGCGCCUUCAGGCACAAUUCCACAGGAAGGACGCGUCUGAUAUUACGACGGCCAUCACCCUGACCCUUCUCUUCCGCUCCGUUGGUGCCGUCGUAUUUGGUAUCCUGUCAGACAGAUACGGACGCAAAUGGCCUCUCGUCUGGAAUCUUCUACUCUGUGCUGUCCUCGAACUGGGUUCCGGCUUUGUGCAGACCUUCUCCCAGUUCCUCGCCGUACGUUCCCUCUUCGGUGUCGCGAUGGGCGGCAUCUGGGGCCUCUCUGCCGCGACCGCGCUCGAGAACCUCCCCGUCGAGGCGCGUGGACUCGCUUCAGGCGUGCUUCAGCAAGGUUAUGCCGUCGGCUAUCUCCUUGCCGCGGUCAUCAACCUCCGCCUCGUUCCAGAAGCCAAGGAGACCUGGCGUGCGCUCUUUUGGACUGCGUCAGGCAUCUCUGCAUUUGCCGCACUUGUGCGCGCCCUUCUCCCUGAGAGCGAGGUGUUCCUCCGUGCGCGCGAAGCGCAACAAGCCUCCGGCCCGAGCACAGUCAACAAGACGAAGGUGUUCCUCCACGAGGUCCGCGUUAUGCUUCAGCAUCACUGGCUCCUGUGCAUCUACGCUGUGCUUCUCAUGACUGGCUUUAAUUUCCUCUCCCACGGCUCGCAAGACCUGUACCCGACCUACCUGACGACAUCGAAAAACUUCGACUCGUAUCACUCAACCGUGGCCACCAUCAUCGGCAACUGCGGCGCCAUCACAGGCGGCGCGCUCGCCGGGUGGCUCUCGCAGUACCUCGGACGGCGCCUUACGAUCGUCGGUUUCGUCCUGUGGAUCGGCGCGUUCAUCCCGCUUUGGAUAUUGCCCAGCAGCUUCGGCGCGCUCUCCGCCGGCGCGUUCUGGGUCCAAUUCGGCGUGCAGGGCGCGUGGGGCGUCAUCCCAAUCCAGCUCGCGGAGAUGUCCCCUCCCGCAUUCAGGGCGACGUUCCCCGGUGUCGCGUACCAGCUUGGAAACAUGGUGUCGUCUGCGUCGGCACAAAUUGAGGCGACCGGUGGGAGGAACUUCCGCACGACGGUAGUCAAGAACGGUGUGGUCACCGACGUGCCGGAUUAUGCCACCGUGCAGGGCAUCCUCAUCGGUGUUGUCGCUGCAUUUGUAGUGGUCAUCACGAUUCUUGGCCCAGAGAACCACGGCUCGCACUUCGAGAAGGCCAAGGCGGCGUUCGAGGAGGGCGCAGGGAAUGACGAGGUGCGCGACGAUUCCGCGAAUGUGGCGGGCCCGAGCCAUGGACGCGCAGAGGACAUCGAGUCCAUACGGUCGGUCGCGAUCGACGAAAAGAAGGCGGACAUGUGAAGGGCGCAGGAUGAUCCUCGGCGGCGCGGCUUGGCGCGUUGGCAUCCGCAUUUCUCAUUUCUCAUUUCGUAAUUCGCGUUUCGGAGUUCGAGGGAUGGCGGUGCAUAGUUGUUGGGUGGAUGGGUCGACCGGUGCAGCGUCCGAUGCGUGGGUGUGUACGAUGUUGCUUUUUCAUGAUGGCGGGACGACCAUGACCAGACGAUGGGCGAUGGUGACGACGAGAACGACGAUGUAAUGAUGGCCGCUGUUGCCGAUAAAAUGGGCGCGCGGUCUUUGUAAUAAUAGGAUUCUCUCUUGCAGUUCUCUUGCUUGCUUGCG